AUGACGUUCAACUUAACACAUCUGUUGGUUUACUUGGGGUUGUUGGUUGGAGGACUAGUUCUCUAUGGCUUCAGCAUUGUUGUUUACCGAGUCUUCUUUCACCCUCUAGCCAAAUAUCCAGGCCCAUUCAUCGCCAAGAUCACAGAUGGUUACCAGCUCUACCACGCUUGGAAGGGCGACAGGCACCUCGAGUUCUGGCGCAUGCACCAAAAAUACGGCCCAGUUGUCCGCUUCGGCCCCAACUCGCUUUGCUUCAACUCCAACAAGGCCCUCAAGGAGAUCUACGGCUUCCGCACAAACGUCCGCAAGGCCGAAUUCUACAAUGCCUUUGUUCACCCUACCGCCAAUACGCAUAACACGCGCGAUAAGGAAGUCCAUGCCCGUAAGCGCCGUGUCAUGUCUCAGGCCUUCUCCGAGAGCGCCAUGAAGGAGAUGCAGCGAUACAUCUUGGGCAACGUCCGUACUUUCUGCGAGCAGAUUGGUAUGCUGGAGGGUUCUGGAGAAGAGACCAAGGGCUGGACCAAGCCUCGAAAGAUGAGCGACUGGUGCAAUUACCUUGCCAUGGAUAUUCUUGGUGAUUUGUGCUUCGGCAAGGCUUUCCAUAUGCUUGAGAGCCCGACUAACCGCUUUGCCCUGGAGCUUGUUGAAGCUGCCACAACCCGCCACCUUCUCUGUGGAACCAUGCCCAUCGUGAACAAGCUCAACUUGGACAAGAUUCUCUUCCCUGGACUCGCUGCUGGUCGUGCUCGCUACAUGGGCUACAGUAAGGGCCAACUCGCAGAGCGCACGAAGCUUGGUGAGGAGACAGAUCGCCGCGAUUUCUUCUACUAUCUUCUCAAGGCCCGCGAUCCUGAGACUGGCCAGGGCUUCAGCACUCCUGAGCUCUGGUCCGAGUCCAACCUACUUAUCAUUGCUGGAUCUGACACCACAUCGACCGCGAUGGCUGCCACUCUCUUCUACCUUGUCCGAUGCCCUCGCGCUCUCGAGCGAGUCACUGAAGAAAUCCGAAGCAAAUUCAAUGAUGUCGAGGAGAUUUUCCAAGGUGCCACUCUCGCAUCUUGCACCUACCUCCGAGCCUGUAUCGAUGAAGCUAUGCGUCUCUCUCCAUCUGUCGGUGGUAUUCUUCCCCGUGAGGUUCUUUCCGGCGGCAUCACCGUUGAAGGCCGUGCCAUUCCCGAGGGCACCAUUAUUGGCGUUCCCCAUUAUACCAUCCACCACAAUGAGUCCUACUAUCCCUCGCCAUAUGAGUACGUCCCUGAGAGAUGGCUUGUUGGUGCUCUCAACCCCCUCACUGGCGAGAAGACAACCGAGGAUGAGGUUGCUCUGGCUGCCAGUGCAUACUGCCCCUUUAGCAUUGGGCCCCGUGGCUGUAUCGGCAAGGGUCUCGCCUAUGUUGAGAUGACGAACACACUUGCCCGCACUAUGUAUCUUUAUGAUAUGCGCAAGGCUAUUGGUAUCGUCGAUCCUGCUGAGGGCAACCCUAAGAAUGAAUGGGGUCGACACCGACCAAGCGAGAUGCAAUUAGUUGAUACAUUUACGAGUGCUAAGAACGGACCUAUGAUUGAGUUCCGUAAGGCUUCGCACAUCCAGGCAUGA
Messenger RNA from Fusarium musae, 1596 nucleotides. RefSeq lists its product as uncharacterized. The transcript has 4 exons. Bases 1 to 1596 code for a protein of 531 amino acids. The record is from RefSeq and is a predicted model, not a curated record. Gene Ontology annotation, molecular function: heme binding; iron ion binding; monooxygenase activity. Lineage: Eukaryota; Fungi; Ascomycota; Sordariomycetes; Hypocreales; Nectriaceae.